AUGAGCCCACGUAUAUGCUCGUGCACUCUCUGUGGGUGGGUCGUCGUCGAUGCACCAGGCAGCGUUUCUUGGUUGAAUCAGUUCCGCGGAGUCACUUCAAGCCCAGAUGGCGUUAUUCUCACCGGUGUUGGCUUAUACGAUGAUCCGGCAAGGGGCGCAUUCAUCGCCCCAGUCGACCACAAGCGUCGUUGGGAUGACCCAACCUACGACAGUACAGAUGAAGACCAAUUUGGUGCUAUGGGCUUCCCGCCAGUUGACGGAAGGCACGGCUUUAUUUUUCAUGAUGCCUGCUGGGGUCUCUUAGAGAAAGCCUUCCAUCCGAGUCCAGUUCCCUUAUCGAGACUGUCCGACGUCUGCGAAUCACUCCCAUUUCCGCUACUGUCAGUAGGUAUCAGCUGGGGCCACGACUACGGGGGAGCCAGUAUCGUCGAUAAUGAACACCACUUUCCGUUCGAGGACAGAUUUUUCGAUCGCGACUACAUGGAUCCCGACCCCGUUCUCAGCGCCAACCCGUACGAAGCUGACGAGGCCCACAACCUGCUCACCGAGGCACCCGAAGAGCCGCCAAGUCCACAAGGGCUUAAUCCCAAUACAAUAGAGCCAGAGCAAGACAACUUCUAUGCGCUCCCAGAAGAGUUACGGUCAGCGAUCGCCAUUUUCCUGCCGACAUUGGAUGUAUUGAACCUACGGUUGGCCUCACGUUCGUUCUGGACGAUUUUCAAUAGUCAACAGUUCUGGGCCUCGAGAUUCAAACAUAAGUCAGACCGCUCAUGGCUUCUCGAAUCCCAGGACGGGGCUCAGCCUCGGGACUGGAGAUGGCUCCUCCAGAACAGGAUUCGUGUUUGGAACCUGGCCCAGAAAGUUGUGGCAGCUCUGGACUUCCAAUGGGUCGACAGUGGUUCAGAACCUUCCCAGCAGCAAGGCCCGACCCAGCGUUUAAAAGUGUCGGGAGACUUGUGGGAGAGACCGAGCGGGCCACACCACUCCCACGUGGAUAAAGGUUGCCUUCUCCGCGAAACGUACCGGUUGACCAUCCCUGAAGACUUAUCGACGGUUUCUGUCUGGUCCAUUCCCGUAGGAGAUAUUCUGUACAUCGCUGGACUGAAGUUUGCCACGGCCACAGGCGAUGUUCGUCAAAUAGGCUACAGAACUACUGUCGAGCAGUCCGUGGAGAUUUCAGACAUAAUCGGCUUCAAGCUAGCUGUGGGAGAAAGGGGGAUUCAAGCUUUGCAAUGCAUCAAUCAAAAUUCCCAUACCUCCCACUGGCUCGGCAGUCCGGGGACGUCGCUCAAGACAAUGCGCUUCAAUGUAGGCGAGCGCAUCAACUACCUUGACAUUGGAUUUGAUUUGUGAGCUUGGCUAUCUUUCCCCAGUCUUCAUCUAUCGCAAGACUAGCACAGGAUGACAACAGAUUGAGAAAUAUGGGGUUGUGGUAUCCCGAAGUCCCGGGACCAGACCUCUGCUUGAACGAAGCUUCCUUCGCCCCCAGGGAACUCUACUUGGACGGAUUCAAACCACUAUUUUGGACCUCCUUCGGCGGCCCAGGUGGUGCCCACCUCCGAAAACUCAACAAUCUCAGGGUCGUCCUGGGCCCCGCCGGCAUACGCCGCAUCGACUUCACAUACAACACUCCAGAACUCGAUAGAGAGUUCGGUUGCCAAAUGCCUGGAGAUGUGACAA
This is a messenger RNA of Colletotrichum scovillei, 1680 nucleotides long. RefSeq names its product F-box domain-containing protein. Lineage: Eukaryota; Fungi; Ascomycota; Sordariomycetes; Glomerellales; Glomerellaceae. Bases 1 to 1353 code for a protein of 450 amino acids. Gene Ontology annotation, molecular function: protein binding. The record is from RefSeq and is a predicted model, not a curated record. The transcript is spliced from 4 exons.